Messenger RNA from Talaromyces marneffei, 1365 nucleotides. RefSeq lists its product as uncharacterized. Gene Ontology annotation, biological process: phospholipid biosynthetic process; endoplasmic reticulum unfolded protein response; regulation of transcription by RNA polymerase II. Bases 1 to 1365 code for a protein of 454 amino acids. Gene Ontology annotation, cellular component: endoplasmic reticulum; nucleus. The transcript is spliced from 2 exons. NCBI's taxonomy places the organism in Eukaryota, Fungi, Ascomycota, Eurotiomycetes, Eurotiales, Trichocomaceae. The record is from RefSeq and is a predicted model, not a curated record. Gene Ontology annotation, molecular function: transcription corepressor activity.
AUGAUGGACAUCGAUAGUAACGGUGUCGACGAUCGGGCUCAACGAGCCACCAGUGUACUGUCCAUGGACGACAUUGAGGCCGCGCAGGCGCUUGAGGGCCUUCGUUCAGAUUUCGCAUACACUCCUCCUCAUCCUAUUGCUUUAUCGCAAUCGCACUCUCCACAGAAUUCCAUUCCCGCUACUCAACCCGAUCAAUCCCAGGCCGAACCCUUGAUAUCUCUCUUGACUUCUACACAUCCUUUGAUAUCGUCUGCAAUCAACAGUUCCAUGUCCGCAUAUACUUCUUCAAAAUCAUACUCGUCACGAUUCAAGUACGGUGCUGAGUUUCUCGAGCGCAAUAUCGGGUCACCCGUUGCCAACACAGUCGGCACCGUUAGUCGCAAGACCGGUGUGGAGGGAGGCCUUCGAUGGGCGCUUCAGCGCCGAGACACGAACGAAUCAACCGAUCGAAGCAAGCGACGGAAGACGGAUACUCAAUCUACUGAAGUAGAUGAGAACAAAGAUAUCGAAAAUUCUUUGCCUCCAUCAAACGAAAUGCACCACAACCGAUCAAUGUCGGAAACGUCCUAUAUAGAGACUCUACCCCCUUACGAUGAUCUGAAAUCCCCCAAUUAUGAAGAGGUUCAGCAACAUGAUCGUCCGUCAAACAACUCAAGACAGAACAAAACAUGGCAAAAACGUCUCAUGAUUUCAACAUCUGGUCUCGGUGUAGCAAUGAGCGAAGAGUCUUUACGCCGAUUGACCUAUUGUCUCAAAUGGCUCAAGUGGGCGAAUGGCCGACUCAACUCGGCUGUACUAGCUUUGAAGAGUAUGCUCGAGAAAUGGGAAGAAGAGAAACUGAAGAAUUCGACAGACGAGAAUUCGUCGCAGAAUCGUGCGUUACUACUACAGCAUAUGCAGGCUGUCAAAGAAGAUGUGUUGCGCACGCUCAAGCAAGUUGUGAAUAUUGUCUCCAAAUACACCGGAGGAGCGCUACCAGAGAACGCGGGAACCCUAGUCCGCAGCCAUCUCAUUUCUUUGCCGCAACGAUUCAAAAUCGCUGCAACAUCCAAUUCAUCCCCAGAUUCUGCAGGCUCGGGCUCCGAGGAAGCGUCUAGCGCACAUCGUGUUCUUGUGCUUGCUCAAGAGGGUCUAGAGAUGAUGUCACAGGUCCACCGAGUCGUCGACGAGACUUUGAUUAGUGCACAGACAUGGUGUGAACGACUUGGCCGUAAGCUUCCAGAUCUCAAAAACGACGAGUCGCAUGAAAACACUCCAGAAUCUACGCUUCAAUACGGCCAGACAGCAGCUGUAACUGAUGUCAAGCAGCCAAUUAUCAUUACCCCGAACGUCGACGUUGAAAUGACAGGCACUGAUGCCGUUUGA